UUAUCAGCCCUGCCCACAAUGGUUUCCACGCAGACGUACUAUAUGAAUUUUAUAUUCAAUAACAAUCGCUACGUCUAUGACAAAGGAAGUGGCGAGAAGGAUAGGGAGAAAAGAUCUACAACUAAAACCUUAGACAUCGAUUCGGAAGCGCUGGAAGUUAAAUCUGUAGAACAUUCAGAUAGUCGGGAUACCUCACAUGAGCACAAUGAGACACCAAAAGCUCCAAUAAUUGAAUGGGAAACAGAUAGUAUCAAUACGGAUGAAAUUGUCGAGAAUCCAGAUUUGUCCCUCUGGAUAUGGCCAGUUAAACCGACUAAAAAGCCGACUAAAAAACCAAAGAAAACAAAUAUUAAAGCAACAAGAAGAAACAAAAAGACAACAACUGCAACUGUUGCCGAAGAAGAUCCAGUGGAGAUCACCACAGAGGAGCCGAGACCACAAGAAGUUACUGAUGUACCCCAUGCCGAUGACUUUUUUGACUAUCCCCUGGCCAAGUGUCACCAGGAUAUGGAUCUACAUGAGGUCUUUGGCAUUCGUUUGGACCAAGAUCGCGGUUUGCCCGCCAAGGUCUAUUGUAAUUUCAGCAAUAGCUGGGCAGGUCCAUGGCUGCUAAUGAAUCGCAUGGAGUUACCAGCUCGUUUACAUAUGAGGCAUUGGUUCUUUGGUUAUGUGAGCGAUGAUUUCAAGGAUAUGAAUAUCAAUUUUCUGGGCUUGGCCUAUCUCAUUAAUCGCAUGAGAAUCGCCAUGCUAAUCCUGGGCCAGGAUAAUCAGAACCGUUUGGUUUACAAUUUAUACGACGACGUUGUCAUCUCGAGCUUCAAUGAUAUUUUUAUGCUGCGAAAGGCCCAUCUAGUUGAGGCGAACACCACAGAUCUUCUCUUUGUCUCUGUGGGCGAUGUCAUAGAAUCGUAUUCUGGUCGAAAUCGAUCAUGUCCCUUCAAAGUGCUCGGCAGCUGGUGGGGACACGAUGUAUGGGAUCCAGAUGCAAAAACUUUCUGUGUCUUUCCAGUAGAUCGAGAUAUCAAUCGUCCUGGUUAUAUGGCCAUAUUCAUAAAGCCCAGUCCGUUUCCUAUCAAUAAUACUGCUCUCUAUGAGCAGGAGAUAACAACACGUCGUCCAUGGGUAACCACAGCGAAUCCUAAUUUAAUGGCUGAGGCCAAUAAUGAUACCAAACUCUAUCGAAAAUUGCGUCAAGCUGAGUUCAAUCUCAAUAAAGAGGAAGUCCAAGACGAGAUAGACAGACGCAUUCAAAUUUAUCCAGAAAUCGAAAAGAAUCGAGUUAAAGAAGCGCAAAAUCAAAGUGACACAACUUAAACAAAACAGACUAAAAUUUCAAAGUGAAAACAACAACUCAGCAGAUCGCUUUAGUUUAUAUAGGUAAAAACAGAUCAAUUUACUCAAUACAUCUGAUGAUGACAAAGAAAAACCAUUCUUUGUUUGUGUUCCAUAUCAAUAGUUUUAAUUAAA
Drosophila willistoni is the source of this 1467-nucleotide messenger RNA. RefSeq lists its product as uncharacterized. The record is from RefSeq and is a predicted model, not a curated record. The transcript is spliced from 2 exons. Bases 19 to 1314 code for a protein of 431 amino acids. Lineage: Eukaryota; Metazoa; Arthropoda; Insecta; Diptera; Drosophilidae.